Molecule: messenger RNA, 2314 nt
Organism: Triplophysa rosa
Lineage: Eukaryota; Metazoa; Chordata; Actinopteri; Cypriniformes; Nemacheilidae
Exons: 4
Coding region: 110-811 (233 amino acids)
Biological process (GO): cilium assembly
Cellular component (GO): membrane; BBSome
Source: RefSeq, a predicted model, not a curated record
UUGAUCCAUACACAAGUUGGGGGAGAGACCAUUUGUAAUCCUCAAUCAACCUAACCGGCAUGUCUUUGGGCUGUGGGAGGAAACCAGAGCACCCGGAGUAAACCCAUAGAUGUCUCUAUUCAAGGCACGUGAUUGGUGGGUGUCAGUGGUGGGCAAGGGGGAAGAAUUUGAUCAUGGCUGUCUGUGUGUAGGGAAUGUGGAUAACAGUGGCAAUGGAUACGAUAAGGUUGUGGUGGGAAGUUACAUGGGGAUGUUGCGCAUCUUCUUACCACAUUCUGCUAAACCAGACGAGUUUAUGGAUUCUGACAGUCAACUGCUGGAAGUGCAGCUGUCUGACCCGAUCAUCCAGGUGGAGAUGGGGAAAUUUGUUUCAGCCUACGCAUCUGAUGAGCUUCUCUACGAUCUUGGUGAUCACUCUUUCUGCUGGAAUCUACGACGUGGACAGCGGACGGUCCCUUCCUGCAGUGACUCUCCCCUGGGCGUCUCGGCAGUUCCGGAGGUGUUCGAGCAAAUUUCCUUUUCUAAAAGAGCAAAUUUCUCCAGCGUGGCUUGUCCCGCUGUUGUCAUGGGUGCAACACACUCAUCGAGGAGGGGGACGGACACAAUGCCUGCUUCCAGUACGCUGGGGCAGACGUUGUGGAUACGUCCUGCCCGCACUGCGGGCGGUGACGAUUCAGACGUUGCGUCACAGGUGGCUGUGUUCCCACGGGACUCGGCCACCACCUCGUUUGCUCCCCGUUCCGUGGCAGCAGGACUACGGCCCUGCUGUCCGCUACGGCAAGCAGCGAGGGUGAUAUGGGGAUUACUGUGAGCGAUAAUCCGCCAGCCACGGGCUCACGGACCGUUCACACCUCGUCUCGCUCGUCUGACCAUUCCCCAGGAGACGGUCCGCCGUCUUAUUCCUCAAUCACUUAUUCGGACACGAUGCGUGAUGAUGAGAUGUCUCCUGCAGCAUCGGGGGGUGACGUACUGCCAUCCGACUCCGACGAUUCCUCGGGCUCCCUCCCUCGGGGGGUCGAGCCCAGGAAAAAGCGGACCUCGAGAUGUCGGCCAUGCUGUCCCGGGCCGCCGUGAGUGUUGGGUUGCAGUGCCCGCACUGCCUCUCCCGGCGCUCGCGGCUGGCUACAUGGCGCCUCGGGUUUGAGCGUGGUUCCAAGCCGCGCUCACCCCCAGUGCCGUGUUUACCGGAAGUGCAUGAGGAACUUUGUAAGACCCAGAACGCCCCUUCCCGGCACGUUUCACGUCAAACAAAGUUCUGUCACCCUCUCUUUCCUCGAGGUUGAGACAGCUGGAGGAUACGUCGGUGUCCCCCGGGUGGAGUAUGCCGCCGCGUUGCACUCGUGCCCGUAGGUGGCGGCCACCUGGGGGGGCUCGACCUAGACUCCCGUCCAAAGCAUGUGGUGUCUCGGCAUCUCUGGUGUCGAGAGCUUACAUUGCGGCGGACCAAGCUGCCUCCUCUCUCCACGCUAUGGCUCCUGCCAGGCCAGGGCGUUGAGAGAGCUCCACGAGGGUAAGACCGACCCAGCGCUUAUGCAGGAACUCCGCGCCACCACCGACCUUGCUCUACGGGCGACCAAGGUGACCACGCGGGCCCUGGGUCGGACGAUGUCCACACUUGUGGUCCAUGAGAAACUCCUCUGACCGAUCCUUGCGCAGAUGAGUAACGCUGAGAAUGUCCGCUUUCUCGACGCACCCGUCUCGCAAGGGGGGGCUGGUUGGUGUUACUGUCGAGCCGCAGCGGCCCCGCUCACCCCGCACGCGGCCUCCCCGGAGGGUUCUCGACAGUAAGAAGCAGUCCUCCGUGCCGCAACUCGGCCGCCUCGGCCGUUGAGUCCCGUGCACUGUCUGCUUCCCGGCAGCCCUGGUCCUCUUCGACGCCCUCCAGCUCUGGUGCCCCCCACUCAGGCGGCCCCCCUGGAGGAGACAGCUAAGAGGAGACCAUCGCCCCAUCAGCAGCCGCGGCAAAGCGGCUGUCAUGGGAAGACCUCAGGGGGAUCGAGGCUACCAUUGGGCCCGACCCCAGCCACAUCGCUGGGAAGUCGGAUAGGGACGGAUCCUGCCCCGUCUCUCCAUCUGCUGGCCCCCUCCGGGGGGCUGGCGCCCACUUACUCUCAAAAAGGGAGAGUUUCCUCUCUCUCUGGGUUACCACAGCCGCUCUCACCCUCUGCACGACGGUGAACGGCAAACUCGACGUUGCGUCAUGGCGAAGCGCAAUGUCGAGUAUAAACACCAGCCUUCAGCACUCUCAGACAGACAGUGCGUCGAGCCGGACAAUCGCCAGGCAGGAAAAACAGCAGAGCCAAUCUCCUCCCCG